Messenger RNA from Cydia pomonella (codling moth), 2443 nucleotides. RefSeq names its product carboxypeptidase N subunit 2-like. Lineage: Eukaryota; Metazoa; Arthropoda; Insecta; Lepidoptera; Tortricidae. The transcript has 8 exons. Bases 5 to 1606 code for a protein of 533 amino acids. The record is from RefSeq and is a predicted model, not a curated record. Gene Ontology annotation, molecular function: protein binding.
UAUAAUGAAACAACGUGUAGUAUUUUUUGUUUUUUACUUCGUGUUUGUUGAAGUAUUACAGCUUACUCACGCCCAAUGCUCCUUAACGGCCUGCGAAGUGCUGGACAUGGUGUCUCGAGGUAUCCAGGGCCAGGAUCCUAAAAGCCCUGGAAAUUGCGUCGAAGAUCUGCAGUGGAGACAACUGGACCGCCGACUACGCGCUAUUGAACAGUCGACAUGGACGGUUAGUGUGUCUCAAUCGCGCUGGCGACAGUGCGGGAAAAGCGUGUGCCGUUGCGAUGUGGCUCGGCGGUCGCUCAACUGCUGGCGUGCUGGCCUCACCACUCUCUCAAGUGACCUUCUGGUCCCAUCGGACCUUGUCAAUAUCGAUCUGGGCACGAAUAAGCUGCGCACACUUCACAAGACAACGUUCAAAGGCAUGAGGUCGCUGAGUGAACUGGACAUGUUUGAUAACCACGUGGAAUACCUGCCGGCCGGCAUUUUUGACUCCCUCGUCAGUCUGAGGAUACUACGACUUCAAAGAAAUUUUCUAGAGGAAAUUGACAGCGAAACUUUCCGAGCCACUAAGAAACUAUUCCAUGUAGAUCUAUCUAACAACUUCCUCUACACGCUGCCUGAAAAAUUAUUUGCCAAUAACUCAUAUCUAGAAACCAUCGAUAUCUCAAAUAAUCAAGUCGUUUAUAUACCGUCAGACAGCUUUAUAGGAUUGGAAUCUCUACGCAUUUUAGAUUUAUCUAAUAACAAAAUACAACAAAUCCAAAACGGCACGUUUUUGCUGAGGACCUUAGUAAUUUUGAAAUUGUCAGAAAACCGGAUCGUUAAUAUAACCGAGAAUGCUUUUGAAAGUCUCAUUUCAUUAGAGACAUUGCUACUGGAUAAAAACAAUCUUGAGAACAUUCCAGAGCGGUUGUUUAGCAAGCUCGGCUGUCUCAUUUACUUGGAUUUGUCGGAUAAUAACUUACAAAGCCUAACAGGUGUGGAAUUUGAAAAUCUAAAGCAUUUAAGAAACUUGGAUUUGAAAGGCAAUUCUUUGACAGUUCUGCCAGACUACACAUUUUCUAAUUGCUCUAAACUUGAAAAGCUCGAUCUAUCUAAAAACAAGAUGCGCUUUUUAAAUAUCACAAGCUUUCACGGGUUAGACAACCUGGGCUCCCUUAUGCUUUCGGAGAACAAACUGUACGAAGUACACUUCAAAACUUUCUCGAUGUUAAAGAAUCUCACAACAUUAUACUUAGACGGAAACAUGUUCCCAUCUCUGCCAUCCCGCACUUUGGACUAUAUGCCCAAGUUAGCAAUCGUGAAACUUUCGGGCAACCCUUGGCAUUGCGACUGCCACACGCUCUAUAUAUCGGCAUGGGUGCGGCUAAAUGAGAUGAAAAUAUGGGACUACUCUCCGACAUGCGUGUCGCCCUGGUAUUUGGAGGGCCAUUUCCUGAGGAAGCUAAAGUUUCCCGAGCUGUGCUCAGGCCAAUGGGCUAGCAUGGUCAACCUGUCGCCUCGCCUGCCGAUACAACAACUCCUCUCCCUCAAUGUCACAGUUAACAGGAAACCGCAGGAAAGCAUGGAACAGAAUCAUGACGUCACCACUAUUGAUCCUUGGCAUUGAAACGACCUCUACGUUACAUUUGUCCAGCAGGCGAAUUCGAGUUUUAGUUAUUCAAUCUCAUUCCAAUAUGAUAUUGAUCUAAUACUGAUUUAUCAUUGUCAAAAAUGACGUUUUUGUAUUCGAGUUUCAUAGUCUGUCAGGCCAUUUCUGUCAGUAGAAAUAAGCGGCGAAUUUAAAAAAUGUAGGCGCGAAGGCUUAUCGUUUCAUAGAAAAUUUGAAUUACGCGCCUUUUUCUACUAACAAAGUUGUUUGACAGACUUUAUUUAUUAGAUCUCAUUCCAAACUGAUCUGUCAGUGUCAAAAGUGACGUCAUCUACAGGAACCAUCUAAUAUUGAAAUGAUGUCAGAUCCGUGUUAGAUCAGUAUUACAUUAUAUUGUUGGAAUUGGUCAGCAAGACGGCUUAAGACUAUAUGUUAUUUUAUUUAGCACUGUGGCUGUAAAAUACAGGCUGUUUACAGGCGAUAAACUAUAUGGCCUUGUUUGUUUCAAAGCCUAUAACGAUUUUUGUUUCUAACCUGUUUAUAUACGUAUUACAAGAAGCUACAGUGUCGGUUUGAUAACCCUUAUUUGGCGAGUACAUACCUACGAGGGUUUGGAGUUUUGAAAUUCAUGACAAAAUGUAUAAAUAUAGGUUUCAUACGUUAUUUAAAUAAAUUAUAAUGUAGAAAUGAGUUGUAUUAGACAGGGCAAGGAAAUACAAAAAUAAAAAAGUCAUCCAAUAAACAUCCAAAUGAUUGUCUGGAAAACAAUUAGUCUUAAAAUUAAAUUAAAUUGAAUCAUCCUAAUAAAAUGAAUUAAAAAUGUAUUUCUAUCAAUCCAAUAUAAUUAUUUAUUUA